Messenger RNA from Brassica oleracea var. oleracea, 1457 nucleotides. Its product is annotated as TPR repeat-containing thioredoxin TDX. The transcript is spliced from 10 exons. Lineage: Eukaryota; Viridiplantae; Streptophyta; Magnoliopsida; Brassicales; Brassicaceae. Gene Ontology annotation, molecular function: Hsp70 protein binding; protein dimerization activity. The record is from RefSeq and is a predicted model, not a curated record. The coding region runs from base 114 to 1250 and encodes 378 amino acids.
UGCUAAUCGCCACCGUACGAUCGAUCAUAAGCAGCUAAACUAAUCAUUCUCAUAAUCAUCACUGCCGCUGCUCCAAGCUCUUCGUUCGAGAGAGAGAAAAAAGGAGACGAACAAUGAUGGAUGCGAAUCAAGUAGCAGAGCUCCGAAGAUUCAUCGAGCAGCUGAAACUGAAUCCUUCUCUCCUCCACGAUCCUUCUCUGACUUUCUUCAAAGAUUAUCUCCGAAGUUUAGGAGCUCAAGUCCCUAAGAUAGUGAAGACUGAAAGAGAUUAUGAGGAUACGGCUGAGACUAAACCCAGUUUCUCUCCUAGCUAUGAUGAUGAUGAAGUUACCGAGUCUGAUGUUGAAUUGGAUGAUUCUGAUGUUGUUGAGCCAGACAAUGAGCCUCCUCAGCCGAUGGGAGAUCCUACAGCUGAAGUGACGGAUGAAGAUAGGGAUGCUGCUCAGUUAGAGAAGAGCAAAGCCAUGGAAGCAAUCUCUCAAGGAAAGUUCGACGAAGGUAUUGAUCAUCUAACAAAGGCCAUCAUGCUGAACCCCUCUUCAGCUAUUCUCUAUGCCACUAGAGCUACUGUGUUUCUAGCAGUCAAGAAGCCAAAUGCUGCAAUCCGGGAUGCGGACAUGGCGUUACAGUUCAACCCUGAUUCAGCUAAGGGGUACAAAGCAAGAGGUAUGGCUAGGGCCAUGUUAGGCCAGUGGGAAGAAGCUGCGGCUGAUCUUCAUGUAGCCUCAAAAUUAGAUUACGACGAGGAGAUUGGGUCGGCACUUAAGAAGGUUGAGCCCAAUGCAAAGAGAAUCGAAGAACACCGCAGGAAAUAUCAACGUCUGAGGAAAGAAAAGGAGCUUCAAAGGGCUGAACGCGAGAGAAGAGAACAGCAAGAAGCCCAGGAGCGAGAAGCUCUGUCUGCACUUAAAGACGGACAAGUGAUUAGCAUCCACUCUACGAGCGAGCUAGAAGCAAAGACAAAGGCUGCAAAGAAGGCAUCGCGUCUGCUAAUCAUGUACUUCACAGCAACAUGGUGUGGACCGUGCCGUUACAUGUCUCCUGUGUACACAAACCUGGCUACGCAACACCCGAGAGUAGUCUUCUUGAAAGUUGACAUAGAUGAGGCCAAUGACGUGGCUGCUGCUUGGAACAUAAGCAGCGUCCCGACCUUUUGCUUCAUCAGAGAUGGCAAGCAGGUGGACAAAGUUGUGGGAGCCGAUAAAGGUUCGCUUGAGAAGAAGAUUGCACAGCACUCUUCUUCUAAGUAAUGGUAUGGCUCGUUUACAUCUUCUCCCAUUGCUGCUCUCCUAUGUAUUAAAGAGCUGAUGGUGAAUCUUUGCAACUAAACUGUUGUACCAUAAUUUUUACAUGUGUUUUUUUCCUUGGUGUUUCAUUGGCAUUGUGAUGGUUCAGAGUUAUGUUAUGUGUCGCAAAAUUGAAAUGUCAUAUUUGAAUAAAGAGCCAUGUUUCCUGUC